UUAUUGGAAACUACAACUCCCAGAUAGCCUUGCUGACGAAACGCACUUCCGGAUUUCUAAAAAAGGUCAGGCACGUCACUUUUUGUUCUUAUGCAACAUCAUUCCAGGGGUGGCCUGGCAACCGUGUGACGUAACCUGCCGUGACAGCGGAGGCAGGCAGGCACUUUAUCUGUAGCCGGUGUACUUGGCGGAAGGUCAGCUUUUUUGACAGGGACGUCGUCAGUAAAAGACGGAAAGAUAUAUAUAUAUAUUUAUAUAUACAUAUAUUAGAAAUGUCAGUUUAUCGCUGACAGUUAGCCGUCGACAGUCGGGGACUGCUGGAAUUGGAAAACGCCUUUUAUUUCUCGUUAAGCGGCUCUCUAACCUGCUUCGUAACCGUGUCGUACUGUUUGAAGUGUCCGCCGCUUCCCGCAGCCGGUCUUCUUUCCGUUUAACCGCCUGAACGGAGCGGCGGCUGAGUUUCUGUCGGUUGGACUCUCGUCAGUCUCGAGAUGACGGCGAGGAGCAGGAUCCCGCCGUGCGCGCGGAAGCUGAGCGAGUUUCUCGAGAUCGGAACGCCGCUGCGCACGAGCCGGAGCCCCGCCGCCGGGUACCCGACCCGAGCGAGGCAGCCAAUCAGCAGGUACCUGUCUUCCUGCGGAAUGCUGAUGACCAGGGCUCCCAGAAGGCUGUGCAGCAUAGACUGGGACGCGACCCUUCACCCCAGCAGGUCGUUCAUCAGUUUCACCAACCCGCUGACCAAUAAGAGGAAAGAGUACUCCGAGCGCCGGAUCCUGGGGUACUCCAUGCAGGAGAUGUACGAUGUCGUGUCGAACGUGGACGACUACAAGGACUUUGUUCCGUGGUGCAAGAAGUCCGUGGUGGUGCUGAAGCGCUCCAGUCACGCCAAGGCCCAGCUGGAGGUGGGCUUCCCCCCCAUCGUGGAGUGUUACACCUCCAUGCUGUCCCUGGUGCGCCCCCACCUGGUCAAGGCUGUGUGUACCGACGGCAAACUGUUCAACCACCUGGAGACGAUGUGGCGUUUCAGCCCCGGGAUCCCAGGAUACCCGCGCACCUGCACGGCCGAUUUCUCCAUCUCCUUCGAGUUCCGCUCACUGCUGCACUCCCAGCUGGCCUCAGUGUUCUUCGACGAGGUGGUGAAGCAGAUGGUGGCCGCGUUUGAGAGGAGAGCUGGGAAGCUGUACGGCCCGGAGACGCGCAUCCCGCGGGAGCUCAUGUUCCACGAGAUCCACCAAACGUGAGGCUCACCCUGGCUGGGACCUCCCUCACCCCUCCCUCCCUCACCCCCUCCCAUACUCGCCAUGCAGGACAGCCGUGAACACACACAACACACCCACAGAGCCAGCAGCAGGCUGGUCAAACUCCUGUUCAAAGCAGUUCUGAGCCAUGCCAGGUUUCACCAGUAGCAGUAACAGGAGCCCUGCUGAGCUCCACUGAGGUCAGCAGCUUCAUAAAGCACACACAGACCCUCAGUGCGAAAUGUUUCAUCUGUAAGACAAUACUAAUCAACACCUAGGAUGACCAACGACAAUACAUCUGUUUUCAGUCCUAAAAGACCUUCAGUGAUACAGAAAGAAGCCGCGUUGGUUCUAAAUGCCUCCCCCAGACCUUCAGAAAAUGUGGUGUGUGAGGCCUCAACCGUUCCAGACUGAACAGGAACGGGCUUGAUGUGAAACCAGGACUGGCUCAGACUGAACAGGAACGGGCUUGAUGUGAAACCAGGACUGGUUCGGACUGAACUGGAACGGGCUUGAUGUGAAACCAGGACUGGCUCAGACUGAACAGGAACGGGCUUGAUGUGAAACCAGGACUGGCUCGGACUGAACUGGAACAGGCUUGAUGUGAAACCAGGACUGGCUCAGACUGAACUGGAACGGGCUUGAUGUGAAACCAGGACUGGCUCGGACUGAACUGGAAUGGGCUUGAUAUCCUCAAAACAGCUGCAUCGAGCCUCCAAUCUCUUAGUUCUUAUUUAUUACUAUAGAUACUAUUAUUAUUACUAUUAUUAUUAUUAUUAUUAUUAUUAUUAUUAUUAACAGCAGCAUGAUACAGCAAUAUCUAAUUUAUAAUCUUUAACACCGUGUGUGAGUGUGUGUGUGUGUUAUAUAUAUAUAUAUAUAGAUAGAUAGAUAGAUAGAUAGAUAUCUAUGCAUGCGCAUGAGAGAAAGGACUUCUCUGUAUUGUGUAUAUACUAUAAUGAUGGGAACUUCUGUAAGAAAAACAGUUUGCAACGUGCUUACAUACAAGAGCUACAUAUUGGACCAUUUUAGUUUUAAAAGAGAGAAAAAAAAAGUAUUUUUAAUAUUUGUUUUAAAUAAAUAAGCUUGUGGUAAAAUCUGGAAUGGCUCAAACAUCUAGAGAAGCGGGGAGUCUAAAUGUCAUUCUGGUGCUUCCAGGUCAGGUCUGUUAUUCUCAGGGUUCAAAAAUAAAUGCAUCAUCAUAAUAAUAAUGAGAGAGUACCUGAACAGGUGUGGGUUGACAAAUCAAAAGGUGUUGAUCGUGAGAGAGAGAGAGAGAGAGAGAGAGAAGGAAGGAAAGAAUGUCUUUAUUCACAUUAAAGGGCAUGUUUUAUGGCAAGAGAAAAACUAAAUCAAAGUAGGAAAGUCUUUUUUUUGACCGCGCUGGUGAGCCCUUUUUGGGUCAGCCACGUUGGAGAGAUGUGAAGAUCCAGUCUCUUGUGCAGUUGGUGGAUUUUGUGAGUUUUCAAAUAAACCAAUCAGUGCUUUCAAACCUGCAUUCACAAUCCGUUACUUUUCAACAGCCAGGAGACUGACACCCUCACACACAAACGCCUAAACCUUCACGACAAAACCUUCUCCGUGUUCGACCUGGAGUCCCGGUGAUUCGUGCUCCACCUGUGCAGCGAGGCUGUGAAACUCUGUGCCUGGGGCAUUGAAACGUCUGUGACACAGGAUUAGCCAGCGGGAUCAGUUACUGCUGGGCAAGCCCGAUGCUUCUCGGUGCCCAAACGACUUCAGUGUAGCAGACACGCGUUUCCAGGUCCACCUGCCUCUCAGCUUCCAUGCCAGUAACUGUGUCGGUGUCUCACAUCAGCGGCUCCUGUUUCGAUGUCGUCGUAGUUCUGAUCCAGUCGAUGCUGUUCUGUUUUUUUUUUUUUUUGGUGUGCGUUUGGGAAUUGACAAGGGAAGCCAAGCCUUUGAGGCUCAUAAGCCGGUGUUGCAUCAUUUGUAUUCUUGUGUGUGUGUUUGAAUGAAGGGUAAUCUCCAGUCAGCGUUUCUGUAAUCAGUGUCCGUCGUCCACCCCCUGAAAUGUAACAUCCCUUUAUUAAAACAAAGACAAACCUUUGACACAGCUACAGCAUGAACUGGUUCUUCCCUAGCGAGGCUGUAUGCAGUUUUGUUUUUGACCAAUCAUACAAUAAAGACCUGCUUUCGUUGUUAUUGUCCCCCUCCCCCAGAUGUAACGGGGUCGUGCCUCUUGUUUAUUUGCUGCUGUUUGUUUGUUUGUGAUGCUGUGUAUUUAUUUGCUGUUCUCUCUUCUUGCCAGUGCAGAUCAGUGAGAACACAGUCCCAUCAGCUCAGCUGUAGAGCUCAGACUGUGCAGCGUACCGCCCUGCAGCGCAAACGUGUAGCAUCCCCCUGUAGAAUGAACACACGCUGCUUCAUAAAGUCACAUGAAACCUGCUGAAUAAUGUUACGCUGACAAAUUGAAUCACAGACCGCUGCUUUGUAGUUUUAUCAUAUACCUAACCAAAAAUGUGACAUGGAACACAGGACUGCUAUUAUAGCUUCUGGGAGACUCAAUACCAUUUUGUUCUUUCUUUCAUUACAUAAUGUUAAAUAAAAGAUUUAAAUUAUGUUCA
Messenger RNA from Acipenser ruthenus (sterlet), 3823 nucleotides. RefSeq names its product coenzyme Q-binding protein COQ10 homolog A, mitochondrial. Gene Ontology annotation, molecular function: ubiquinone binding. The transcript has 5 exons. Gene Ontology annotation, cellular component: mitochondrion. The record is from RefSeq and is a predicted model, not a curated record. Gene Ontology annotation, biological process: ubiquinone biosynthetic process; cellular respiration. The coding region runs from base 492 to 1241 and encodes 249 amino acids. Lineage: Eukaryota; Metazoa; Chordata; Actinopteri; Acipenseriformes; Acipenseridae.